UGAUGAAAUGCGGUAAACCAAAGAAAAAAAACAAUGGCUGUCGGAAACAACGGCGUGGUUGAAGAAGACUCUUGCAAAUCCUCAGGAUCAGACUCUAUAAGUAGAAGGACAGUACAAAAUCCAGUCGCUUUAUCUCUCACACACGAAAACCCAGAGUCAGAGUGCGAGCAGAGUAAUCGUAUUUCAUAAACCCAAACCCUGUGAACUGAAGUGAAAGAAAGAAGCGUCGUAGUAAGAAAAAAAGGACUCGAAGCAGAAUUCCUUCAAUUCAUCUUCCGUUAAGAAAUCUUUCCUUUUCUCGAACGCGGAAUACUUUAUCGAGUUUGGACAAAACAAUCCUAUCGUCGGAAACCACAACUCAAUAUGCGAAUUACUGCUGUGCUGGCACUACCUUACGCCAUGUGUUGAUUGCGCUCUUUAGAAACCUGCGUUUCGCAUUGAAAUUUGCGCUUCCUAAGCGAAAAUCUUGGGACCAUGAUCGGACCGAACUUCAUGGACGAGAUAGACUGCGGCAGCUUCUUCGAUCACAUCGAGGACCUGUUGGACUUCCCAGGCGAGGGCGUGGACGUGGAAGCCGGGCUCGGCAGCACGGACUGUAACUCCUUCCCCAGCCUUUGGCCGACACAGUCCGAGUCGUUACCCAAUUCCGCGUCGGUCUUCUCCGCCAACAGUGCGUCGGACCUCUCCGCCGAGCUGUCCGUUCCGUACGAAGACAUUGUUCAGCUUGAAUGGCUUUCAAACUUCGUCGAGGAUUCCUUUGCUGGUGGAAGCCUUACCAUGAAGAAAGAAGACUCCUCCAUCAAGAAGGAAUCAUCCCACCACCCGUUCCAGACUUCAAGCCCUGUUUCUGUCCUUGACAGCAGCAGCUCCUGUUCUGUUGAGAAGAAUGUGCCGCGCAGCCCAGAAACAAUCACCCCUGGCCGCUGUGGGCGGGCUCGCAGCAAGCGUCCUCGCCCUGCAACCUUCAAUCCACGCCCUGCAAUCCAACUUAUUUCCCCCUCCUCCUCUGUUACUGAGACACCUCAGCCAUUCCUUGCACCAAAUAAAGUCUCUUCCGAUUCUGAGAGUUUUGCAGAGUCUAGCCUGUCUAUCAAGAUACCAAAACAAGUCACAGCAGAGCACAAGAAGAAAAAGAAAAUGAAAUUGACAGUGCCACAUGGACCUGUAGAGACCAAUCAGAAUUCACCUUUGCAAGCUGUCAGGAAAUGUAUGCAUUGUGAGAUAACUAAGACUCCACAAUGGAGGGCAGGACCAAUGGGGCCUAAAACACUAUGCAAUGCGUGUGGUGUCCGCUACAAGUCAGGUCGGCUCUACCCUGAAUACCGGCCUGCAGCAAGCCCGACAUUUAUUCCAUCCGUGCACUCCAAUUCCCAUAAGAAGGUGAUUGAAAUGAGAAACAAGUUUGGGGAGAAGGCUGCAAUAACGGCAACACGACCCAACGUGACUGCCUUGCCAGAACUUAUUCCGAAUACAAAUAGCAACCUUGGACUUGAUUACAUGUAGGGAGGAUGGAUGAGAGAACAUGUUCCCCGUAGGAACCUUUUUUCUUCUUCACUUCCUCCCUCUCUCCUCUCUUACGCUGUUUCUCAGUUGUUUCAUUUAUUUUGUUCACUGCUUUAUGUACAGGGAUGGAAAUGGAGGGGCUGAUAGGAGCAAUAGAUGACCAAAAUAUUGUAGCAUGUAGAGGAGGAUUGUCACGAGAUAAGUGAAAAUGGGUAGAGAUAAGAGGAAGUUCUUAAGGGUAGAAUGUAGGUUCAGUGAUGGUUAAUUAGUAGUUCCUUGAGUUAAGUAGUAGCCAUGGGAGUGAGUGAGUGUGUGUGUCUCUCUUUUUAGCAUUCUUUUUCCUUUUUCUUCCUUUCCAUCGGAAUUCUUUUUGCCAGUUCAUUUGUAGUAGCAAAUUCUGAGAUAAGUAAUGGAAUUUGAGAUUUGUUAUGCUUCA
This is a messenger RNA of Carya illinoinensis, 1939 nucleotides long. RefSeq names its product GATA transcription factor 8-like. NCBI's taxonomy places the organism in Eukaryota, Viridiplantae, Streptophyta, Magnoliopsida, Fagales, Juglandaceae. Gene Ontology annotation, molecular function: zinc ion binding; sequence-specific DNA binding. Bases 475 to 1503 code for a protein of 342 amino acids. The transcript is spliced from 5 exons. Gene Ontology annotation, biological process: positive regulation of DNA-templated transcription. The record is from RefSeq and is a predicted model, not a curated record. Gene Ontology annotation, cellular component: nucleus.